Messenger RNA from Closterium sp. NIES-65, 666 nucleotides. NCBI's taxonomy places the organism in Eukaryota, Viridiplantae, Streptophyta, Zygnematophyceae, Desmidiales, Closteriaceae. The record is from the annotation of a GenBank genome assembly.
AUGAGAACUGCUGAGUGUGGAAGCCCGGGGCCUGCCGAGCGGUGCAUAACGGGGCCCUCGCCUCCCGCGCGGGCUGAUACUCGCGCAAGUGCGGACGCGGCGGGGAUUGUUCGCGGCGCCCAGAUUCCCAGCGACGCUCUGGCAAUCCCCUGCCCCGCCUCGCCGGAGAUCGCCGCGGAGAGUGCUGAGCGGGGGAUCGCGCUCGCGGUGACCGCGGGGCUGCUCGACCACGGGGGGGCUGGUGUCGAGGAGAGUGGGGACGCGCAGGGGACCGCUGAUCGCCCUCUCUGCACUGACGAGGGUCGCGAUGCUCAGGAGAAAGGCGGCGAGGAGAGGGCUGCCGAGGAGGCUGACGCAGAGGCGAGCGCCCGCGCUCCUGACGCGGCUGACCGUCAGGGCGGUUCGACGCAACACGCGCGGGGGCCCACGAAUAUUCCGGCGAGGUGGGCCGCGCAGCAGGCUGAAGAGGAAGAGUUAGCCCACGCUCAAAGCGGCGUACGGGCUCGCUUGCGGAGGGGCGCGCAGAGAUACGCGGGACGAGGCUCGGCAGGCGCAGGCUCCGGCAGCGCGCUCUCCGCAGAACCCUCCAGCUCCGGAUCUCGUCCCGCAGAUGGGUCCAUCACCCCCGACAAUGCCGCGGCCGACGCCAGCGCGCCGGCAAAGUGA